AUGCUCGAUGUUGGCCGAAUGACGGAUAUUACUUCUAAAAGCUUCGGUGACGUGGUCGUUCCGCUCAUUGUGUUCCGACUGCUGAGCGGAGGAGCUGCCCAACCCACUAAUCGGAAGAAAAGUAAAGAGCCUGUCAAAGAUGAUAAACUUAAAAAAAGGCGAAUCAGAACGGAAGCAAAGAGAAGCAAACAAGGUCCCAGAACAGCAAUCACAACCUCGACAACGUGGAAGUGA
This is a messenger RNA of Cooperia oncophora, 234 nucleotides long. Lineage: Eukaryota; Metazoa; Nematoda; Chromadorea; Rhabditida; Trichostrongylidae. The record is from the annotation of a GenBank genome assembly.